This is a messenger RNA of Zea mays, 1057 nucleotides long. RefSeq names its product two-component response regulator-like PRR1. The transcript has 6 exons. Gene Ontology annotation, biological process: cytokinin-activated signaling pathway. Bases 1 to 978 code for a protein of 325 amino acids. The record is from RefSeq and is a predicted model, not a curated record. NCBI's taxonomy places the organism in Eukaryota, Viridiplantae, Streptophyta, Magnoliopsida, Poales, Poaceae.
AUGAGAGCCGCUGCGCCGGCCGCCAGGAGAUCAUCGUGCGUCCGUGCUGGGAGCCAGGUGCCCCAGCCCUUCCACCUUCCACGGCUCCACGCCUUCGUUUGCAGCGCGCAGCGCGCCCGGCCACUGCCCUCCGCCGGCGCUUCCCGGGCACGGGCACCAACCACGCCCACGCCCACGCCUCCGCGGCCGAGCGGCACCGCCCAGGCCCCAGGCACCCACACCGGCACUGCCCAGGCCAGGCCUUGGCUCCGUCUCUACGGCCAGCUUAUGUAUCUCUACUGUGAUUGUGCUUGCUGUGACCAUCCUCCUGUUCGAUGGAACCGUGCAGUGAUGUCCAACAGAGACGAGGUGUCUGUUGUUGUCAAGUGCUUGCGGCUUGGCGCCGCCGAGUACCUGGUGAAGCCGCUGCGCACGAAUGAGCUGCUGAACCUUUGGACCCAUGUGUGGCGGCGGAGACGGAUGCUUGGUUUGCCCGAGAAAAACUUCUUCAAUGACAACUUCGAGUUGGUGCUCUCAGAACCUAGCGAUGCCAAUACCAAUAGCACCACCCUCCUCUCAGACGAGACCGACGAUAGGCCUAAAGGAAACACGAAUCAAGAAACAGGCACCUCAAAGCAACUUGAAUACGAGUCUAAUCCUUCAGUUGCUGAGCCCGACCAGAGAGAAAAGAUGGAGGGUGUUCCAGGCUCUGCCCUAGAUGCCAGUAAAAAAUCCUCUCCGAGAAGAGCGUUUUCACGCCCUAUAAAAACUAACCUGAGGGUUGCCGAGUCGUCUGCAUUUCUAGCAUAUGUCAAGUCAAGCACCCCAGCCACCAGCUCAUUUGACAGCGAAUUACAAAGGGGUGGCAGCCGAUUAGAUUCCUUGGAUAACCAGGGUAAUUGCUCUAGCGCAACCGAUAGAAGUGACACCGGUACUGAUGUAAAUAUUCGGAACAAAGAAGCUUUUGAGAUGCCUGCGCAGUACCCUAUGGGAUGGUAGAGCACAACAUGGCACUUUCGUCGGCGCAAGAUUUUCAAGCAAACAUAAACAAUGCUCAAGCACAUACACCGCAAGAAGG